Molecule: messenger RNA, 861 nt
Organism: Bombina bombina (fire-bellied toad)
Lineage: Eukaryota; Metazoa; Chordata; Amphibia; Anura; Bombinatoridae
Product: putative nuclease HARBI1
Exons: 2
Coding region: 1-861 (286 amino acids)
Source: RefSeq, a predicted model, not a curated record
AUGGUUUUCCUACCUAGAAUUGGCCUCCAUGCCCUCAGUGAUAUAGAGGUGAUCCGUCGUUUCCGGCUCAAUAAAGUUUCUAUUGAGAGACUCUAUAUGGAAAUCAAGGAUUCUCUUAAACAACUCACUUCGAGGACUAGGGCAAUCCCUGAGAUGGUGAAGUUACUAUCGGUCCUUUAUUUCUUGGCAAUUGGAUCCUGCCAAGCUGUUAUAAAUCUAGCCAUUGGUAUGAUCCAGGCAACCUUCUCAAGUCAUCUAAAGGAGGUUCUUAAUGUCUUACACCAACAGCUAGUCCAUCAUGUCCAUUUACCAAAAACACCAGAGGAGUGGCAUAAUGUAAAGCUUCAGUUCUACAAACUUGAUGGGAUUCCAAAAAUAUUGGGGGCGAUAGAUUGCACACAUGUAUUGGUGCAGUCUCCCAAGGGAAGAGAGGAGCCAUAUUGGGACAGGAAGCAGUGGCGUCACUUGGGUUGGUGUCACCCGGUGGGGGAGAUUCUGGUAAAUUCAUGUAUUCCGUGGCUGUUUACACCCGUCAAUAACCCAAAUGCAGAAGAACAAGUGUGCUACAAUGAGGUUCACAUCUCCACAAGAUGUAUGAUAGAGUGUACAUUUGGUGUAUUGAAAUGCUGUUUCCGCUGUUUGGACAGCUCUGGCAGAGUUCUUCAAUAUGCCCCCCAAAAAGUCUCAUUCUUAUUCCUAAUAUGCUGUAUGCUACACAACAUUACCAUUACCAUGAAUAAUAUAGAUCUUGAGAACUUGGAUGUCCCCGAGUAUGAUGAUCAUUUUGCACCGUUACAGCAAAAUAAUGCAAGGAGAGUCCAAGAUCGAGCUAACUAUAUUCAGGAAUUUUUUGGCCAAUAA